Molecule: messenger RNA, 437 nt
Organism: Polychytrium aggregatum
Lineage: Eukaryota; Fungi; Chytridiomycota; Chytridiomycetes; Polychytriales
Exons: 5
Coding region: 122-361 (79 amino acids)
Cellular component (GO): mitochondrial inner membrane; MICOS complex; mitochondrion
Source: RefSeq, a predicted model, not a curated record
CCAUCUCACUCUGCAUCUCCUCUGGCCUUGGGACCUUCCUGCCGUCAGCGCCGCCUCAGUCUGCCCCUCCCCCGCCGGAACUGCCCGCCGACCCCUUCUCCAUCCACUCCCAUAUACCGACAUGUCCUCUCUGCCCAGUGAAGAAAUCCUGGCCCGAAAGUGGGAUCGAUGCCUGGCCAACUAUGGCCAGAAGGCCGCCAUUGGACUCGCCGUCGGCAUUGGCCUGUCCUUCCUGUUCUUCAAAAGACGAGCCUGGCCCUUGGGCUUGGGUGUCGGUGCAGGACUGGGCAUUGCUCACUCCGAGUGUUCAAGAGCCUUCAACCCGGAUCUCCAGAUCGGACAGACCUGGAAGAAAGCCUAGAUCGGCCCAGCAAGCCUGUCCUUGUUGCGUCCCGCACACCGAUAUCGACACAAUACACUGCCGUACCAACUUUGCA